AUGGCCAGCUACAACUGGACGGCAGAGUGGCUAGUCCCCAGUCAUCAUUUGUCUUCACUAAGGAAGUGUUUGAUCUGGUUAGAAAUGUCUGCGGGUGCUAUUGCUGUAGCGGCUUUUGCAAUCAACAGUUUUGUGAUGGCUUCAUCCAAAGUAUGCAACGCAUCCUGUCGUGGUUAUUUUUUCGGACUUUUGAAUUUGGCAUUUGCUCAGUGUCUCCUUUCAUUGAUCAGCCUUGCUGGAGUGAUUUAUUCCCUGUGGUUGUUGGACUACAAUGAGUCAUUAUCGACGCACAAAGAUGGACGGUGGUGCUCUGUUUUGCACAACAUUAUUCAUGCAAUCCACUUAUUGUCUAUGCCCGGAACGGCAGCCCUCUCACUCUCGCAUUGGUGGACGUUAAACAUCUCGGCUAAUCAUGCAGAAAUGGCAACGGAUUUUCGGAUAGUUAAAAUGUUGUUUUGUGCAUUUUGGUUUCUGACUUUUCUGUUUGCUAUGUGGCUGAAUUUUCUUAUUGUAUUUUGGGGGGCAGGGUUAACCACAACGAUGGCUGAAAACGACAAAAGGACAAUUCAACCAUGUCUACGAAUAUAUUCCUUGACGCUCGUUACAUCUACUUGUCUGCUCUUUUUUUCUAACCUUAGUUCUGUCCCACCUGUAACUGGCCAUCUUACUACCAGAGCAAUUCAAAAUAAUCAUCAAAAAGAUUGUCAGGAUGCCGAUUGUUUUUGUUCGGACAGUAGCGAUUAUGGCACACCCUCCAAAACGUUUCCCAGUAUUAGUUUACAACCAGUUUCGCAACCACCAAAAACAUUACAUGAACGCUGUAUAAAAGCCAUUAUGAUUCCGACAAUUGUCACCAUUGACGAUAACGAUCAUGUAGCUGAAAGUGAGACAAAAUCAUCGAUCAACAGCAACGAAUUGAUUCACCCCGAUCACGAGAACAAUCUACAGCCCUGCAUAUCCGAACAGAAUCAAGAUUUUUUAUCUAGUCAGUUUACCAAAGUGAUCCUAUCUUCACCAGCAUCAUCUGCUUGUUGCGUAAGCAUUUACUCUGCUGAUGUUUCCACCAAUUCAGUCAAGGGCUCAACAGCUGACAACAAAUUGUCCGCUGAAAAGUUGCAUCAUCGGUUACAGCAGCUAAACAAUGCUCGCAUGGCGUUUUUGCCUGAUCCAGAUUCAAGAUCGCAGUCACAGUCUUCACAUGCUCAUUCGAGACGUGAAUCCAACUCCAAAAGGCGUCCAAAGAAAAAACGGAAACAAGUAAAAAAUUACAAGGGACUAAAACAAAUUCAAUGGGAAAAUCCGACAAGUGUACAAAUUACAAUAAUGCUGUCUUUUGUGAUUUUCUACUUUCCUCCGUGGUUCCUACUCGUGGCUGGCAUUUAUAUACCUCAAUAUGCGACUAUGUUCUUGUCAAUUUUUCGACUACUCGUUAAUGUGGGAAGCAGCCUCAACCCAGUUUUACAAGGUUUUCGACAUCCUCGCUUUGCACUCAAAAUGGUGCGAACUUGGCGCAAAAUCUAUCCUUCGAGCGUAAAUAUUUCGAAUGAUUCCCCAUUUGAUACUGAACUGGCGACCAAGUAG
Molecule: messenger RNA, 1581 nt
Organism: Daphnia carinata
Lineage: Eukaryota; Metazoa; Arthropoda; Branchiopoda; Diplostraca; Daphniidae
Exons: 1
Coding region: 1-1581 (526 amino acids)
Biological process (GO): G protein-coupled adenosine receptor signaling pathway; adenylate cyclase-activating G protein-coupled receptor signaling pathway
Molecular function (GO): G protein-coupled receptor activity
Source: RefSeq, a predicted model, not a curated record